UAUUUACUCAGUCGUCUUCAGGAUUGCACUUAGAAAUCUGAAACAAUUUAGGACUUUGUCGAGAUUAAGUGUGUUGCGAUAGUUGUAAUAAUUGGUAGUUAAUCCAUUAAAACGCCACUUUUGCCAACUGUUACGUUAUAAGUACUAAAGAUUUAAAGAAAAAAAAUAUAUAAAAAGACAUAAAAAAUUAACAACGGAGGAGAUACAAGAUAUAUUCAAGCAAAUGGACGUUGCAGGAGCUCAGGCACUUUCUACAGCUUUGACCGAUAAAGAACAUGAGAGUUUGGAAAGUGACAAAACAAGAAAGAAAAAUCAAGAAGUAUCAGGAGCUGGCAGUUUCGAUAUAGAAAAAGUGAGACAAAUGAGCAUAGAAAGUAAUAAUUGCACAAAUGAUAAUCAGCAAAAUAUCGGUGAUUCUCAAAGCAGUUCCAAAAACAGUGAAGGAAGUGCAACAACAUUCAUACUGGAACAUAUCAUGCGUACAUAUCAAGUUUUUGGUUCCAGAAAGUCAAGGAAGGCAGCUAGAAGAAUGGCUAUUCAGACGAUGAAACAAAUUGGGUACACAGCAAUGGUUGUGACACCAGGAAAGUUUUCGAUAAAACAUGCUGCUUCAGCACCUUACCAUUUAUUUUUCACGAGAGUAGAAAAUUCCAAAGAGAAUCAACAGUUCUCAAUAACUUUCUCUGAGAUUCUCGACCGUAGUCUUGGAGAAAUUGUUAACAGCCUUCAUUUAAGUUUUAUAGUAAACGUUGGGUGGUUGUAUUUGCAGUAUUUGUUGGCUGGCCAACGUACCGACAUGACAAUUCUGUACAAACAUAGAAUAAACAAUGAGAAUUUAAGUAAAAACGUUACUGCAAUAAGGGUAGAAAACAAGAGCGAUUUCUCUAGCCAUCAUACGAACAUGACGAUCCUGCAAUAUAAAGAUGGGAUUAGAGUGGUUGUCUCUACUGCUGGCUUGUAUCCUGAUGAUUGGGAAAACAGGACACAAGGAUUAUGGAUUUCGCCUCAUCUGCCCUAUCUAAAAAAUGGAUUUACAAAUCCUGGUGAUGGGGAAUCUCCAACGGAUUUUAAAAGAGAUCUCGUGGGAUAUCUGAGGGAAUAUGGAGUAAAUGAGCAACCAGAGUUGACGCAAUGGAUAUGGGCGGUGCAGAAGGCAGAUUUUUCUAAAGUAAACGUGUUUUUCAUCGCUUCUGUUCCGGGUUUUCAUAAAAUUCCCGAAGCUGAUUUUUGGGGAUAUAGGAAAUUGGCACACAUUUUAUCACGUUAUGCUACACUGCCACCAGAUGCUUCUCAGUGGCCUAUAGUCGCACAGAGUUCUGCUGUAGGCUGCUUUGGUUCAACCAUCGAAAACUGGUUGUUGAAAAACAUAAUUUGGUGUAUGUCAAAGGAAAUUUCCAAAGGUUUAAAGAACCACCCGAAGUUUCAGUUUAUUUAUCCGUCAAUAGAGAAUUAUAAGCAAAGUUUUGACUAUCAAUAUUUAAGUACCUCCUUGUCAUACAAUGAAAAAAUGCAUUCUAAACAACAGUGGCUAGAAUCAUAUUUAUAUCAAUGGAAAGCUGAGCGAACAGGACGAGAUCGGACGAUGCCUGGUAUUAAAUCCUACACAAGGAUUUCGCCUGAUUUAAAAAGCAUCCCCUGGUUUGUGCUCACCAGCGCAAAUCUGAGCAAAGCUGCAUGGGGAAAAAUCCAACCAUCCGGUUACUAUAUAGGAAACUACGAGGCUGGCGUCGUAUUCAUACCAAAAUUUAUCACUGGCACAACUACAUUUCCUAUUGGGGAUGAAGAAGAUUCAGCUGUUCCAGUAUUUCCGAUUCCAUACGAUCUUCCAUUAAGCCAAUAUAGACCGGACGAUAGUCCUUUCGUCAACGAAUUUAUCAAUACCUGUCUAGAACUCUGUGGGAACUAA
Molecule: messenger RNA, 1906 nt
Organism: Cyphomyrmex costatus
Lineage: Eukaryota; Metazoa; Arthropoda; Insecta; Hymenoptera; Formicidae
Product: probable tyrosyl-DNA phosphodiesterase
Exons: 5
Coding region: 224-1906 (560 amino acids)
Biological process (GO): DNA repair
Cellular component (GO): nucleus
Molecular function (GO): 3'-tyrosyl-DNA phosphodiesterase activity; single-stranded DNA binding; double-stranded DNA binding
Source: RefSeq, a predicted model, not a curated record